This is a messenger RNA of Talaromyces amestolkiae, 2799 nucleotides long. RefSeq lists its product as uncharacterized. The transcript is spliced from 11 exons. The record is from RefSeq and is a predicted model, not a curated record. Gene Ontology annotation, biological process: translation; mitochondrial tryptophanyl-tRNA aminoacylation; proteolysis. Gene Ontology annotation, cellular component: mitochondrion; mitochondrial matrix; ribosome. NCBI's taxonomy places the organism in Eukaryota, Fungi, Ascomycota, Eurotiomycetes, Eurotiales, Trichocomaceae. Bases 1 to 2799 code for a protein of 932 amino acids. Gene Ontology annotation, molecular function: structural constituent of ribosome; ATP binding; tryptophan-tRNA ligase activity.
AUGCUGUCCAGGGCAAUUUUUCGGCCGACAUAUGCGGCACUUCAGGCCGCACGAUCCACGAGACAUUUGGCGACCACCUCCGACCAAGCACCGACGAAUACACAUGACUUGAUAAAAGAGAUAUCCCAAUUGGCAGAAGAUAACAAAGCCUCAAUCCCAGAGAUUCCUGCGGAAGCUUCCCAGUCAAGUGCUGAGUCGCCUCAGACGAGUAAAACAAUUCCAGCCAAGCAAUGGCCUCAACGAUUAAAAGACGUCUCCCAGGGUUCCCGUCUCCCUAGGAGUGUCCAAGCACUUUACCUACGACCACUAAGAAGGAAAGCAGAACACGGUUUACCAGUUUGCGACCUCCAACUCCGAUCGUACAGCGUGCGCAACGUCGAAUUCUUCGCCGACUUUGCAAUUCGAGCCGCAUAUUACCUCAAUCUUCCAGUCUCCGGACCUGUCCCCUUGCCCCGGAUAGUGGAGCGAUGGACGGUCCCUCGAAGCAAUUUCGUCCACAAGAAGAGUCAGGAGAACUUUGAGCGGAUUACACUACGACGACUUAUACAAAUUAAAGAUGGACAUCCGGAGACUGUGCAGCUAUGGUUGGCAUUUUUGCGACGACAUGCGUUUUACGGCGUCGGUAUGAAAGCGAAUGUCUUUGACUUUGACGAUCUUGACGUCGCCGGUAGACUCGAUGCGACUGCAGAUGAUGUCGAUAAGACCUUGGAGCCAUACUUUGCCCAAUUCGGUCAGCGACACGACGCAAAGGAGAAGCAGCCAAUGGUGGAGCAGAUUAAUAGGAAUCAAAGCCCUCAUGAACUGCGGCAAAGGAGGAAGGAGAGUUUUGCGAUGUUGCUUGCCAUCGGGCUUGAUCCGAGCAAGUCCAUACUAUUCUAUCAGUCUGACGUUUCGGCGCAUGCAGAGCUUAUGUGGGUUUUGAGCGCAGUGGCUUCUAUGGGCUAUCUUUCUCGAAUGACGCAGUGGAAGAGCAAACUACAUUUACCCGAGGACGUUGAGUUAGAUAACGAUACAGCAAAGUCCAAGUUGAGAUUAGGACUCUUCUCUUACCCGGUCCUCCAAGCUGCGGAUAUUCUUGUGCACGGGGCCACUCAUGUUCCCGUCGGCGAAGACCAGAAGCAACACAUUGAAUUCACACGAUAUACAGCCAACAGCUUCAACCACCGUUUUGAUACCGACCUAUUUCCUGCACCCGAAGCUCUGAUAUCUCCGGCUCGUCGUGUCAUGUCUCUGAGAGACCCUAUUCAUAAGAUGUCAAAGUCGGAAGAAGACAAAAGGUCAACAAUCCUUUUGAACGAUGCGGUAAAGGAUGUUCAACAAAAAAUCAAGCAAGCAGUCACGGAUUCCGAGCCUGGAAUAUCGUAUGAUCCCAUCCGUCGACCCGGUAUCUCCAACCUUAUUGAGAUAUUGAGUCACUUGGAAGAACCCAACGGAAGAAGCUGCGAAGAAAUAGCUUCAGAGUUCCGAUCAACGAGGAUCAAAGCAUUCAAGGAUCAUGUGGAAAUGACCAUCAAUGCCCAUGUUCAGCCCAUUCGCGAAAGGUUUCUGGAGAUCAUGAGUAAGGAUGAGAUAGAGAACGGUUAUCUUCAAGAAAUUGCUGCGCAGGGCGCUGCUAGAGCUCGCAUAAACGCUAACAGUACCAUGAAGGCAGUUCGAGAGGCCAUGGGCUUCAAGUCGGACCAAUGCGCUUCUUCCGGGACAUAUGAUGCGAGCUCUUCAUCAACUUAUGAAUACGUUUCCUCCGACUUCAACAUCUCCUACGUCGAUGGCACCGGUGCAGCAGGUGAUUAUGUCACCGAUACUUUGACUAUCGGUGGAUCAAGUGUUUCGUCUUUUCAAUUUGGUAUCGGGUAUACGUCGUCAUCAAACAUCGGCGUACUCGGAAUCGGCUAUACCGCCAAUGAAAUUCAGGUCAAUCGAGACGGAGAGGCAGCCUAUGCAAACCUUCCAUCAGCCUUAGUCAAAAAAGGCCUCAUCAACUCCAAUGCAUAUAGUCUGUGGCUCAACGACCUCGAUGCCAACACGGGAUCUAUACUCUUUGGCGGAGUCGACAGCGGAAAAUACUCCGGCGAACUUAAGACUUUGCCAAUCCAGAAAAUAUAUGGAGAAUAUGCGGAGUUCCUCGUCAUCAUGACUGGGGUUGCGCUACAAAACAGUUCCAGUGACCAUUCGUACAGCUCCGACGAGCUUCCAGCUACGGUCUUAUUAGACUCUGGAACCAGUCUGACUUAUCUGCCAGACACUAUCGUCGAGGAUAUCUACAACGACCUUGGUGUGGUGUAUGAAUCAUCAACAGGAACGGGUUACGUUCCUUGUAGCAUGAUGAAUGAGAACAUCAACAUUACCUACACCUUCACAAGUCCGUCUAUCCCUAUCGGUAUCAAAGAACUCGUUCUAGAGGACGGAUCCGGUUUGACAUUCAAUGACGGGACUCCUGCAUGCGUUUUUGGCAUUGUCCCCGCCGGUGACAGCACUGCUACCUUGGGAGACACAUUCCUUCGAAGCGCUUACGUUGUGUAUGAUUUAGCGAAUAACGAGAUAUCACUGGCUCCGACGAGGUUCAAUUCAACCGAAGAGAAUAUCCUGGAAAUCACGAAUGGCACAUCGGCUGUUCCAGGUGCUACUGCUGUGGCUAACCCUGUGACAACUGCCGCCACAGGGGCUGGCGCGGCCUGGACGGUUUCAUCAACUUCAGUCACAAGUACCUCUAAGUCGGGUGCUUCACGGAAUAUGGUUUCGAGUGUACCUCGUCAUUUUGCGCUUGGGGCUGCGGGAGCAGGUAUCCUGCUAGCACUGUAA